Molecule: messenger RNA, 863 nt
Organism: Tetranychus urticae (two-spotted spider mite)
Lineage: Eukaryota; Metazoa; Arthropoda; Arachnida; Trombidiformes; Tetranychidae
Source: RefSeq, a predicted model, not a curated record
CUUUUCUAUAGAUGUCACUGUAUGUAAGUUUUGGUUUGAAAGUCAUAUUUGUUUUGGAUUUUGGUUGUUUUUUAUCCAUCUAUAUUGUUUUGUUUAAUUAUUUUAAUUACAAAUCUCGUCCCAUUGAAGCUUAGACUUCAAUCAAGCAACUAGAAAAUGGAAAUGUUCAAAAUGCGAGCUCCUCUGGAUCCUCGAGAUCCACGUAAUAUAUGGCUUCAUAAAAGUCACAUGAUUGAACUGCCAAAAUUCAAAGAUCCUAAGAGUCCAUGUUUUCUAGUUCGAAAUCGAUUUUUCCGUAUAUUUGGUGCAAACGUAUCGCUAGUUGAAGCUCAAGAGACUCAAUUUACCAAUGAAGUUAGAUUUCUUGAUGUAACGACUGAUCAAUCCAGUGGUGUAGCUCAUUAUCUAAGGGCUGGGGAGAGUCUCAAUAUAUAUGAUCGAAGGCAUCCUAGAAUUAAAGAGAGAUCAAUCUCUUUUGAGCCAAUGACUCCAGAAGAGAUUGAAGAAUGUUCCCGUGAAUAUGUCAGGGUUCCUCGAAAUACUCCUUAUGGUUAUAAAUGGGAAUGGCACGCUGCUAAUAAUGACUUCGGUGAUACUUUCCUUGCUGCUAAAGUUUCUAUGAAGAAGCGUUAUCCACCUCCAGAAGAAAAUGAACUUCCUGAGAAUCCUGUUACUUACAGUUGGAAUAAAGGCGAUAAACGCAAAGAAUAAAGUUGCUAGAAUUAAAUUAAUUUACGUUAAAACUCUCUUAUAUUCUGUUUCAUUUAGUGAAAGACAAUGUAUUGAGCUAAUUGUCGAAUUAUAAACACAGAAACCUGUACACACAAUAAAUGUAGAUUUACUACAAAAUUAUUUGUACUCUU